CGCGUCCUUUGGCGACGACAUCGACAACCGCGAGGACUGGAUGGACUGGUGCGUCUCCUAUGCGACCGCCGUGUUGCAGCGACCGCAGUUUGAUGCGCACUUCAGCCUCGACGACGCCUUCGGCUCCGACACGGCCCGCCGUGACAGGGCGGUUGAGAUUUGCACGAUGGCUUGGCAGCGCAGUGGUCGACCUCGUUUUCGAGGCCUGGAGGUCUACAAUGCCGAGCGACAGACAACCGCCGUUCAGCGUGAACUUGCCGAGGAAGCUGCUGAACAUCGAGCUCGCCGCCGCUGGACCGAGCACGAGACCCACAGCAGCCCGCGCCUGGCUCCUGCUGGCGACCACGCGACCUCGACGACAUCUACCACGGCAAGCACGUGCUGGCGCCAGAUGGACAUCCUCGAGAACGGCGACGCUUCCUCUCGUGAUGGACUACUUGGGAGGACGUUCGUCCCCACCUUCAUCGCCACCGAGUGGUCCGCGGUCCAGACGCUGACGGGCGCCUGGACUAUAUCAUAUCGCACGCACGUGAACCCGCACAAGAAGCCGUGCUUGUUCGGGUGCGACCCGCGCGAUGCCUCCAGGAACGUGGGCGACAUCAGCCACUACGUGACCUGCCCCGCGACCGCGGACGACCAUCCUCUCCAUGUCAUCGCGCGCCUCGCGGUGCCCUACCGCACGUACAACAUCCUGCGCACCAAGCACGACGCCGACCAUCCAACGGCUGCAAGUGAAG
Prorocentrum cordatum is the source of this 737-nucleotide messenger RNA. NCBI's taxonomy places the organism in Eukaryota, Dinophyceae, Prorocentrales, Prorocentraceae. The record is from the annotation of a GenBank genome assembly.